Molecule: messenger RNA, 2433 nt
Organism: Pyrus x bretschneideri (Chinese white pear)
Lineage: Eukaryota; Viridiplantae; Streptophyta; Magnoliopsida; Rosales; Rosaceae
Product: proline-rich receptor-like protein kinase PERK4
Exons: 8
Coding region: 90-2081 (663 amino acids)
Biological process (GO): protein phosphorylation
Molecular function (GO): protein kinase activity; ATP binding
Source: RefSeq, a predicted model, not a curated record
GUUGCGGGAGAGGUGAAGUUUCCAGCCACCACAACAUACAUAUCUUUGGGAAAGUAGUCUUUGGCCGGAGGUUGAUCAAGAGACGAAUAAUGUCUUCUGACAAUGCUCCGUCCCCAGACUCCUCAUCCGCUUCACCACCUGCACCGGACUCGUCCAAAUCAUCACCAUCUGGUCCAUCUCCAAAGGAAUCCCCAAAGGAGUCAUCUUCAGAGCCACCACCCUCCUCGCCACCACCAUCAUCACCACCACCGUCCUCGCCGCCGCCAUCUUCACCACCACCGUCCUCGCCGCCACCAUCUUCACCACCGCCUCCAAAUGACUCAUCUUCACCAUCAUCGCCACCUCCCAAGGACUCAUCUUCAUCAUCAUCGCCACCUCCACCCAAGAAGGAGUCACAGUCUCCACCUGCACCACAGCAGGCGACCCCAUCUCCACCUCAUGCUAGGGAACCACCGGGAAAGGCACAGCCAGCACAGAAGACACCAGAGGCAAAUACUGGAGGUGAGACUUUCAGAGCGCCUCCUCCUCCAGGGCGUUCUCGGACUUCUCCCUCUGGUGCACUCACGCCAUCACGUGGUAGUAGUUCCUCAUCAAAAGAUAGUUCUGAUGAUGACGGCACAUCAUCAUCAUAUAGAGGUAGGAUAGCGGGAGUUGCGAUUGGGGCGGCGGUAAUUAUAAUUGUCUUGCUCGUUGUUUGUGUGGUUUGCAUUAGGAAGAAGAGGAGAAAGCGCCGUGAUAUGCAGUACUAUGGAGAUCCUGCUAAAGCUGGUGGUGGCUAUUACAACACUCAACAACAAAAUUGGCACGAUAUAAAUAAUCCACAAGGAGACCAUGUGAUGAGGCUAAACAACCAAUCGCCUGGUAGUGGUGGUGGUGGUGGUCCUUGGCCUUCACCACCGCCUCAAAUGCCGCUGAGCGGUGAAGUGACCACCAAUUAUUCAGCAGCUCGGGGACCCCCAUUACCAGCCCUCUCACCAACAAUGUCACUUGGGUUCAACAAGAGCACCUUCACUUAUGAUGAGCUAGCAGCCGCCACUAAUGGGUUUAAUGAGGCCAAUUUGUUGGGUCAGGGUGGUUUCGGGUAUGUGCACAAAGGUGUUUUGCCCAAUGGAAAAGUAGUUGCAGUGAAAAGUCUCAAGUCGGGCAGUGGGCAAGGAGAACGAGAAUUCGCGGCAGAGGUGGAGAUCAUUAGUCGAGUCCAUCAUCGGCAUCUUGUGUCACUGGUUGGAUAUUGUAUUGCUGGUGGGCAGAGAAUGCUUGUCUAUGAAUUUGUUCCCAACAAAACCAUGGAAUAUCACUUGCACGGAAAGGGUCUUCCACCUAUGGAUUGGCCAACUAGGCUUCGGAUUGCAGUUGGGUCUGCUAAAGGGCUUGCAUACCUUCACGAAGAUUGCCACCCAAAAAUCAUCCAUCGUGAUAUCAAAUCAGCUAACAUUCUCAUUGAUAACAACUUCGAAGCCAUGGUUGCUGAUUUUGGGUUGGCUAAGCUGUCUUCUGACAAUUAUACCCACGUCUCAACACGAGUCAUGGGAACUUUCGGAUAUUUAGCUCCAGAAUAUGCAUCAAGUGGAAAAUUGACAGAAAAGUCUGAUGUUUUCUCAUUUGGGGUCAUGCUCCUGGAACUCAUAACUGGAAGGAAACCAGUGGAUCCUUCAAAUGCAAUGGACGACAGCUUGGUUGACUGGGCUCGACCACUUCUCACUCGUUCAUUAGAGGAUGGUAAUUACACGGAGCUAGUAGACAUCGGUUUGGACAAUAAUUACAACCCUCAGGAGAUGGCACGCAUGGUCGCCUGUGCGGCUGCAAGUAUCCGUCACUCUGCUAAAAAGCGCCCAAAGAUGAGUCAGAUAGUACGUGCACUAGAAGGAGAAGUGUCGCUGGACAACCUAAAUGAGGGGACAAAACCCGGGCAGAGCUCUAUGUUCAACGCCGGUGGAGGAAGCUCGGACUAUGAUACGCAAGCGUACAAUGCUGACAUGAAGAAGUUCAGAAAGUUAGCCCUUUCAAGUCAGGAAUUAGGGAGCAGUGACUACGGGACUUCAAGUAAUGACUCCAGAGAAAUGAGCACACCCAAGAAAUGAGUAACUUUGAGCCCUCAUCCUCUACAACAAUACUGAAUUAAGAGGACACAAAAUUCACAGUACAGGAAAACUGUAAAAAAGAAAGCAAUUGAUGAUGAUCAUAUAUGCAUGCAUGCAACGUGAUUACUGUUUCUAAUUUGUCAUUGAACUUUGUGAUAAAGCUGAAAAAUGUGAGAUUAAUUGAAGAUUUGGAGUGCCAUUGAUCGGCCGCGGGGCGAUUUGCUUUGGUUAAUUGUGUACUUUGUGGGGUAAUUGAGAUGACCCAGAUGUUAAUUAGCUUAAUUAACUUUGAUCUUUCUCUGAUAAAUGGAUUUGUACUAUACCCGUACAAAUACGUUCGACUUGGAAGAUA